CGUGACGUCGAAUGGGUAAAAAGGUUCCUUAAUUCAUUUCUUCUCUCCUCUGCUUUCUUUCACCGCAAUCCAAUUUCAAUCUCCCUCAGGCCUCAACAGCAUCUUCCUUCCCUUCAUUUCGCACGGACUGCGCUCAAUUCCCGAUGUAUCGCCAGUCAUCGUCGCCGUCUCCUCAUCCGAUGUACGCGCCGCCGCCUCCACCGUCGUCUCUCUACCCGAAGAUCGGCCAGUCCGGCCAUACUCCCGUCCCUCAAGCAGGCCGUCCCUUUCCCCAUCACCAUCACCAUCACCAGCCCCCGCCUCCCUCCUCUUCUUCUUCUUCUUCUUCUUCUUCAGGAUCGGGCAUACGAGUGACUGUAAAGCCAGAGUUCCGGAUCACUCCUCCGGUAAGGUUUCUUAUUUUUUUGAUUCCGUUACUGUAUUAGCGUAGUAGAGAUCA
This is a messenger RNA of Morus notabilis, 439 nucleotides long. RefSeq names its product velvet complex subunit 2-like. Bases 144 to 425 code for a protein of 93 amino acids. The transcript has 2 exons. Lineage: Eukaryota; Viridiplantae; Streptophyta; Magnoliopsida; Rosales; Moraceae. The record is from RefSeq and is a predicted model, not a curated record.